AUGAAUUUCGAGAAAAAGGAAAAAUUUUACAAAAAUGUAAUCAUACAAAGGGAAGAAGAAGAAAAUGCAAGGUUUAAAAAGGUGGUACAUUUUCAAAAAAACAUUGUUGAUAUUAAAAAUGAAUUCGCUAAAAGGAAUGAAUAUUAUAAAUUAAAAGAGGAAAUAAAAAAUUAUAAACUAAAAAUCGGACAACUGCAAAACGAAAAUAACCUUUUAAAAAAUAAAGUUCAAUUAUACCAAGCGGAAAUGAAAAAUUUCCGUGAUGAAAUAGAGAUGAAAAACGAACGCAUUAAUCACUUGUUAGCCGAAAAUGACAUAACGAAUAAAUUGUACAAAGACAUUUACCACAUUACGCGCCUGCAAAAAUAA
Messenger RNA from Plasmodium gonderi, 369 nucleotides. RefSeq lists its product as hypothetical. The transcript has a single exon. Lineage: Eukaryota; Apicomplexa; Aconoidasida; Haemosporida; Plasmodiidae. Bases 1 to 369 code for a protein of 122 amino acids. The record is from RefSeq and is a predicted model, not a curated record.